AAAAAACAUAUUUUUAUCGAUCUUCGUUUACGAGUUCGUUCAAAAGACACAUGGCGAAAACGUCACUAGUUCAGUUGCAAGAUGGCGAACGUUCGGGAUAGUGACACAUCUUUGUGGCUCCACAAUAAACUCGGUACUUCGAAUGAUUCGUGGACAAGCGGCUCAAUUUGUACGCAAUUAAAUGCUGAAGUGUUGAAAAAUAUCAAGGAUUGUUUUCCAGAUUUGCAAACGCAAGUGAAAUUGAAAUUAUUGCUAAGUUUCUUUCAUAUCCCGCGCAGAAAUGUUGAGGAGUGGAGAAAUGAACUGGAAGAGAUCAUCGAAGUCGCAGCCGUGGACUCAGACCUCUGGGUGGCCAUGCUCGCAGAGACCCUUAAGACGUUUCCCUCAGCGGGCACUCUCAACACCGAGAUAGCGGAGUUCGAUGAGACCAGGCCUAUAUUCAGUGAUAUGAUCAGCGAGCUGAGGAGGGCUUUAGCUAAACACUCGGAUCUUGGACUGUUGCCGUUAGAGUGCCUGUAUUUAAAUAAGAAUGCUUUGGUUUCUGUGGUGGGCCAACAACCGAAUCCCGUAAAACAUUUCACACUGAAACGCAAGCCCAAGUCAGUGGCACUCCGUAGUGAACUCCUAGCCAAAGCAACUGAAGUACAAGCCAAUCAGAAGAAGGCUCAAGCACCGACCGUGCCUGUUCGCAGUAGAGGCAUGCCUAGGAAGAUGACUGAUACCACACCCCUAAAAGGCCUGCCGUCUCGUUUCGGCGGCGGGCGCGGCGGCACGUGGCGCGGCGCGGCCCGGCCGCCGCCCCGCGCCGGCAUCAAGCUGCUGGACAUCGCCGAGCAGCCCGCCACGCACGCGCAGAUCAAGAAGCGGAGGAAACUUGAAAUGGAGGAAGGUGCUAAGAAGGCAGCGGCGGCCGCCCCGCCCUCGCCGCCGCCGCCUGACUACGCUAAAGGACUCAACAACUACACCAUGCCUAAACCUGAGGAGAAUACCAACCCGGAGCCGAGCACGCCAGCGCCAGCGGCAGCACCGGCGUCGCCCGGCGCCGCCGCGGCCGACGCGCAGGACCCCGCCGACUCCGCGCCGCCCGCGCCCAGCCCGCUGCUCGUACAUGGUACCGGUGCAAAACCAAUAGUAAUAGGCCAACAACCCAAGCUACUGAUAGCAGGCCCAGCAGGAGGCAAACCUCUACUGCUGUCCACACAGAACCUGCUCAACACGUCCACCGUGAUCCUGCAGCCCGGCGGCAAGGCUGUGCUGCUGCAGAACAUCAAGCCCAUGACACAGUCGGUGGUACAGCAAGCAGCGCGGACGGUGGUGCCGGCCGUACACACGCAACCGCCUCUGCAACACCAGAUCGCGCAACCCGUACAGAUAGCACAAACAGUGCAACAGCCACAGGUAGUGCAAGCGGCGGCGCCCGUGCAACAGCCGCAGCAACAAGCAGUGCAACAGCCGCAACAGAACGUGCAACCCGCGCAGCAGCCGCUGUUGCCGCGUAGAGGACUCUCGCUUACGCGCGAACAAAUGUUGGAGGCACAAGAUAUGUUCCGCAAUGCGAAUCGCGUCACGAGGCCGGAGAAAGCGCUUAUACUUGGUUUCAUGGCUGGCUCCAGAGAUAACCCGUGUCCAAACCUAGGCAACAUAGUAACGAUAAAACUAUCAGAAAACAUCGAGAAUGUUCUACAGUCGGACGACACAUACCUCACCAUGUUGUCUGAAAUGCACUUCCAAAUGAACUAUAACAACGGCCAGUGGACGAGGCUCAAGAAAUAUAGGCAUAUAGAUGGCAUGGUGCCUCAGAAAAUACCUCCGGGCUCCACAGUCAUCUCAACCAAUAACCAACAGCCUAUAGUGUCAAUAGCCAAUCAGAGUGUUAGUUAAGUGACAGUGUAUGUGACGUUCAGUGAUUCAAAAAUGGAAUAUGUACUAAAGAAAAGUUGGAGGUUUUAUUUCGAAGUAAGUCUGAUUUUAUUUUUUUCGUUCUUUUUUUUAAAUAGUACUGGAUGAUGUGUCAAUUAGGUUUUUUUUUUGUAAAAUGGCUGGAUUUUCAAUUUGCUGCCUAGAAGAUAUUUACAGAGAAUUUUGCCUGGUUUUCUUUAAACCUAGUUGAAGGUAAAGAUUGUAAUGAUAAUCGUGUGUAUUAAAAAAUGUCGGGCAAUCAGAUUUGAGUUAUCUUAUUGGACAUGCAAAAUCGAAGUUAGAACGUCGUAACACCGCCAUAUUGGAAAAUGACUUUUUUAUGUUACAAGGUAUAAAAAUCGAGAUACAAGCUAGGGUUUACAUCAAAAUACUGCGAUUUGUCAAAGAGGACAGCAAAAUUGUUAUUUUUGAAAAAAAACUGUGUUCACAAAGUAAACUAUAAACUCAGGCUGUGAUUUCAAAUUAUAUUACCACUUAUUGGUUCACUGUUCGUCCCAUUUCUGUGUUCUAACGAGUUUCUUAUUCGAUCGUCAUUUAAAAUACCAACAAGAUUUUCAAAUUCCCUUUAAAUGAUGCCCUAUAAGAAGUGUUCGUAAAGAAAUAUUUUUUUGUAAUAUAUCAUGAUAAUUAGUAAUAUAUUGUUACAUUAAAUAAUACGAAAACACGAAUAAAAAAUAUACACAUUUAUUAUGUUUAUGUGAAUUCUUAUAAUUGUGCAAUUUCAAAUGAGAUGCAUUUUGAACUUUAUCGUCGAUGAAAUAAGGUUUUACAUGGAAAUAAUAUGGUGGUUUUGUAAUACAUAGACAUGGAGAACAAAAUGAAAAGCGGAGAUGUCAUAACGGAAAAUCUCCUAAGUAGCGCGCCAAAAUGCGGGUGUGCGGGGGGACGAGGAACGUUACUGUCUCCGGCCUUAUACGCCUUCUUUGGAGCCCGGCCGUUUUUGUUGAUUGUCUGAAGAGACCCGAACACUUCGUUAGUAUACUCGUAACUGAUAAUUUUGGUCACGCCCACCGUAUGUAUUCGACCUAGCAGAAGGCGCCUGACCAUCAUUCCUCCGCGUACCUAGUACAGUCGAGUCAUAGUACUUGUAUCGUUAUGUAAAGCAGAUAAAGUUCAAAGUUGCUGUCAUCAUGAAGUUAUAAGACAGAGCCAGGAUAAUUUAGCCAGAUGCGAGAAUUUUCCAUGUUUUUUUUUUUGUAAAGUGUCACUUGCGACCUUUUCCAAGUUGUAGGCCUGAUAUCAUUUUCAACGUCACUUUAUUUUAAUUGGCUUAUGUCAAGCUUUAAUUAACUUCUUGGCUUAUUUCGUUUUCAAUUUACUUAUAGAGAUGGCGAUUAGAAAAAAAAAACAAUUAAAUAAUCGACUAAAUACAAGUCAACAAAGUCGAAUAUUUAGAAAACUUUGAGUUCCUUCUCUAAAUAUAUUUUUUCGACACACUUCGCAAAACAUGCGGAUUUCAAUAACUUACCUAUCAAUUGAUUUGCAAGUUUCUUGUAAGCAAAUGUAUCGAUAUAUAGUUUAUUGGAAUUCGGCGUAAGUGUUGAUGAGUUUACGUGUUCGAAAGGUUUUGAAGAUAACUUUAAGUUGUGAUCUCACUGGGAUUUGACAUAGAAAUUGGACAUUAUUACUUUUCAGUAUAAUUUCUAGUGCCAAAAUGAGUUUCGGUAAAUAAAUCUUGAGUAAAACUAUUUGUGAAUUAGUUUGUAUUGUAAACUUUUAUGUAUAUUUAGAUUAGAUUUUUGUUUUCCGUAGAAUUGAAUAAUAUGAUAAAUAAAUAUAUGCCUACAGAGCCUUUCUAUGUAACUAAGGUUAGUUAUAUCAUUAAUAACUUGCAUUGUUUCGAUAGAGCGGCAAAGAUUAUGCCUCAUAUGAGUUGGAAAUGAGGCAAGUAGAUAUUUACAGCUGUUCAAAUAUAUUGCGUGCGUAACCAUUUGGAUUUUACAAAUAAAUUUGAUUAUUUCGAAUAAAUUCGAUUUGAUUGAAGGAAUACCAACUUUUUCGUUUUUAACAACGUACUUUUAGAUGUCUUGAUUAAAAUGUCUGCUCUAUCAAAAUAAUGCAAGAAUAUGCAGUUCGUGCCAGUUAACUUCGCUAUUCUGAAGUUAGACAUUUGACGCCUUACGCAUGGUAGUGUUUUGUUCAUAUUUUUAACACGCUUAUAUUAGCGUCACUUGUAGCUAUGUAUGUAAGAAAGUUUUGGAUUCUUAAUUUGUUUGACUAUAGUGGCUAACUUCGGACAAACAAAGCUUCUCUACAAGAUCUGUGCAAACAAAUUCAACGUGCAACGUCAAAUUCCUAACUUCAGAAACGCAAAUUUAUUUGGUGCGAACUAUUACAAGGAUGCGAGAUGGCAUGAGUCUGUAUUUCAAUGUGUAACAUGCUUUAGAUGUUAAAAGUUUAAUAAAUGACCAAUUGUGCGGAGUGAGAUAGUUAAUGUUCAUAUCGUGUUUAUUGUAAUGUACGUUCAAUGACGCGUCAAUUCACGCUGUGUUUUUAUGUCAGAAAUUGUACUUGACGACAAAAAAAAUAAAUUAUCUUGAAUAGCCUUUUUUGUGUUGAUGGGAAAUCUAAAAAUGACCCCUCUUGUGGAUGGUGCAGCGUGAGGGAUUGUCAGAAUUUAACUGACUAAAACCCACCAUGUUCCUUCUGGAGCCCUUCAUGUACCAGGGCCGCGGUAACUCGCGCGAACAAUCCCGCAGUCUCGAUAGGGUGUCAAAUUUAAUAGCCUACUGGCGGCAAAACAGCGAAAAAAUCACGUAUCUGCGACUUUAAUAAAAAAUAAGGCAUUUUGCAUGAUUUAUUGUAUGUAUAUUAUUUUCAUGGUAUUUUAGCAACUUUAGCGUUGUUUUGCCAAUAAGUAGUUCAAUGAAAAUUAUGUCUUGUACCUCGAAUAGGGGUCGAAAUAACCGCGUAUGCCUCGGAACGAGUAACGAAUUUUAUCAUGUUAAAUUUAUUUUCCUACAGCCUAUGUAUUCCUCUGUGAAAACAACAAUAAUAGUAAAUAAAUAAUUAAAUGUAAAUGAUUUUCUAAACAAUGUCAGAAAGUACUUUUAGUAAUAGAUGCGAUGUUUGUAUCGAUUUUGUAUGUACCAAAAUCAUUGUUAAAUAGUGGGACUGGGUCGAAGUUGUUUUGAUGCGGGCAUCGUGCCUUUGUAUUAUAAGCCUUAUAGAUAGAUUCAGAUUGACUGCGACAACAAUUUUUAUACAUUUAACUACCACUUUUUAUACAUUAAUUAAUCCCAAAUGGGCAGUGUCGAUAAGUCAUGACGUUUGGGUAGCCUGACCAUUGUCGUUUAAAAGUAUAAUUUGCAAAUAUUAUCGCGUCGAAAUUGAACUUCGAUUCAGUUUCACAGCUUUUGUUUCAUAUUGUUUUGGGAGCUAUUUCGAUAUUUUGAAGUCGAAGCUUUUAAAAUUAUCUAGACAAAAUUACAUUUAUUAAGCGGCUUCUCAAAAAAGGAGGAGGUUUUCAAUUCAGAUGUUUAUUUUUGUCUUUGUCACUCGAUUUCUCGAUGGACCGAUUUGGAAAUUUUCAUUUACCUCUAAAUGGUGGAUUUCGACAAAACAAUGUACCUAUUUAACCAUGCUGACUGAUUAUUUGGUGCAAUAACAACAUUUUUUAAGAGUUCAUCAUUUAGUCUUGAGGCACUCCUUUAUAUGUAGAUUAGUGAGACAUAUGUUUUCGAGCAUAAAUAUAAAAUAGCUUCCAAAAUGUUUGGUACUGAAGAAGAGUAAGCGAUUUAAGUUUUUUUUAUAUAUAAUAAUAAUUAAGUAAAUGUGUGUAUGCGUUCAGCGGGAACCGUGUUAUUUUAGUAUUCGCGUUAAAUCUAAGUUUUGUUGUACGAUGUUUUUUUUCUAUAGAUAUUUAAUAUCCACAUUGUAUAUAGUAGAUAGUACAAAAAUAUAAAAUGAAAAAGUUAAAAAAUUA
Helicoverpa zea (corn earworm) is the source of this 5845-nucleotide messenger RNA. RefSeq names its product negative elongation factor A (gene Nelf-A). The record is from RefSeq and is a predicted model, not a curated record. Gene Ontology annotation, cellular component: NELF complex. The transcript is spliced from 12 exons. Gene Ontology annotation, biological process: negative regulation of transcription elongation by RNA polymerase II. Bases 82 to 1881 code for a protein of 599 amino acids. Lineage: Eukaryota; Metazoa; Arthropoda; Insecta; Lepidoptera; Noctuidae.